Molecule: messenger RNA, 2480 nt
Organism: Linum trigynum
Lineage: Eukaryota; Viridiplantae; Streptophyta; Magnoliopsida; Malpighiales; Linaceae
Source: the annotation of a GenBank genome assembly
ACCCACUUUUCUUCUCAAUACGAACAUAUGUACCUCGUAAUCGGUUCAAAGAGUUAGUCAUCAUGGACUAUUUAUUUCCCUUUAUCCCUGAGCAGCCCAACAUCACAAUCGAAGACAUCUCCAAUCUGCCUUCGAGGCCGCGACAGGCCGUCAAUGAUUUGUUGAUCUUGGCUCCCCGGUUGCGAUCUAUAAUCCAGCUUGCCAUUUGUCGAUCACGCUUCCUUGGUGGUCUCCCUUCACAUACAACAAUUGGGACGGUGAUGGUAACGAGAGGAAAGAUCGGCAGGUGGGCUUGGCGGCAUAAAGGAGGAUGAUCUUCGUCUUCUUCUCAGUUCCCUCGAUUAAUCUACUUGCUACCAUGAACUUAUCGAGGUUAGAUAAAAUUGAUUCCCACUUUCCUCCGAAUUCUCCAUCUUUGCAACGCUAUUUUAACUCAGGUCCUUCGAAAAACAAUCAGCGAUGAAUGAAACGAAUAAGUCACCGCCUUCAGCAUUAGAGGAGAUCCAUCCUCCGUCGGUGAUCUGGAAGCGAUCAGAUUCCAUGGCUCCGAUUUGCUGAAACUCUUCAUGACGAGGAACUCGCCAUCGCCGCUCUAUUCCCUAGCCAUGGCGUCAUUCCUAAGCCAGUGUGCUCCGAUUUGAUCUCUGCUUUUCCUGGCGCUUCCCCUGGCCAGAAUCCCUAGCUCACGACAGCGCCUACUCCGAACUCUUCGCCUUCAUUAUGGAUGGGGAGGCUGAUGUCUACUUCCUCACUAUCGCUACGGGUUCUCCCAUAACCGUUCUUGAGCUCCAUGAUUCGGCACUGUAUGAAAGGUGGCGUGGAGGCUUCCAGCGGGCUUGUUUGGACGAGAGCUGCUGGGGAGGGCGGUGAUAAUGGGAAGGUCGGGUUUUUUGCUGGGGUUUGGGAAAGAAGAAAGGAGGGCGGCGGUGAUUGGGGAACUGGCGGCCUGGGGAAUAAAUGAAGGGCCGCUCGGCCCAGGUCGGGUUUACCUAAUUUUUUAUAAUAAUAAAAUAAUAAUAAUAAUAAUAAUUAUUAUAGCUAAACCGCGAUUGCAACUUUAGUACGCAACUGUCAACCCAACCGAUCACGUAUUAUGGUCGAACCAUAACCCAAAAUUCGGGGUGUUACAUGAAUUUUUCAGGUUUAUCCUCCUCGUGCAUGCCCAGGAGGACGACCGGCAAUUUACUGCCACUUGACCCAGAGAUAGAGAGGACCUGCCGACAAAACAGGAAGCAGGUCAAGUUAGGGAAGCAGCCAACCACAACCACAACUCCUAGGCCUUCCCUAACCAAGAAUCGUCAACAGAGAGGGCAGGCUUCAUCACCUCUCGUCCCUACACCACCGACACCACCACCUCGUGACAUUGAGCCAGACAUCAUGGCAGACGAGGAUCGAUCAAUCAGGGCUCGUUUAAAUCGACGGACUGAAGCCCGAGCUUCAUGUGUUGUCAUUCCGGCUGGGGAUGCAACCAUGGAGAUUACCCCAACAUUUAUUAACAUGAUCACCAAUGGAUAUACUUUCUCUGGGGCUAGCAGUGAGGAUCCUCAUGAACAUCUCCGCCGGUUCGCGAGCAUAUGUGAUACGAUGAAGAGCCCGACUGUGUCUGAUGAUGCAAUCCGUCUUCGGAUGUUCUCAUUCUCUCUGAUAGGGAAUGGAUCACACUGGUUUCAGAACUUAACACCACGUUCCAUCACGACAUGGGCUCAGCUUGAAAAGGUCUUUCUGGAUAAAUACUUCCCACCUGCCUUGGCAAUGAAGAGGCAAGAAGAGAUUGUUACUUUUAAGCAGGCUGAUGAUGAGAGUCUGACUGAGGCAUGGGAGCGCUAUAAGGGGCUAUUGAUGAGAUGCCCAAGCCACGGUCUUGAAGAUUGGAACGUGAUCAUUAUUUUCUUCAAUGGAAUCAGAAGGGAGUUUCGGGAUGCCCUAAAUAAUGCUUCUCGAAAUGGUUUCACAAGGAUGGAGGCUCCAGCAGCAUAUGAACUUGUAGAGAAGAUAUGUUCAGAAGCCACUGAAUGGGGUAGUGAGACCAGUAUUCGAAGAAGAGGAGGCUUGCAUGAGAUAAACAGAGUUGAGAGUCUAAAAGCCAAGAUAGAUGCCAAGCUGGAUUCUAAGUUCGAUGCACUCGAACGAAGGCUGGCCAAGAUUGCUCUGGCUAGAUAAGAGGAGGUUGCUUUAUGUGAACUUUGCGAGGGUGCUCAUCAUAGGGAUAUGUGUCCACUGGGAGCUGCUCAGUUGGAAGAUGUCCAAUAUAUCAAUAAUUCGCGAAGUCAAGGCCAGGGUGGUAUGUAUUCAAAUACAUUCAACCCUCAACGGAGACAUCACUCCAAUAUGUCAUGGUCAAACAAUAAUCCAGCUGGUGUUCAAAACAUCCCACCUCCUGGUUUUCAACAGCAACAUCCUCAACCAGAGAAGAAGCCCCAACUAGAGGAGUUGAUUUUGGGUCAUAUGCAGAAAACGGACAAUAAUUUCAAGGGUCUUGA